AUGACUGCGGGCGACGGCAUGGCGUGGGAAGGGACUCACUACGAAGAAAUCGAGGAAGUGGCUCCGCCCAUGAGCGACGAGGCGCGGGGAGAAGACUUUGCGGAGGACGACACGGUCAACACUAACUACACCAUGUUUGACCUGCAAGUUGAUUCGAUCGAUGUGACGCUGAGCCUGCAGCGCUGGUUCGAGGGGAAAGGCCUCAUCGAGGAUGCCGUCGCGCGCGGUGUGCGAGGCAUUGUCGAUCGACGCAACGUCUUCUGGGACCCGAGCAAGCCCUACGACCCCAAAGCCGCACGACGAGAACCUAGUCACGGCGACUUUGAGCUGGAAUCGCUCGAGGUCGAAGAUUUCCUCGUCACCGUCUACCAGCCCAACGACUUCCGCCCGUUCAACUUUAGUAUCUUCAGCGCGCACAUACCCAAGCUACGCAAGCAGUGGCUGUUCUAUGACCUUCUCAGCGCCGACUCGAUCACGGGCCAGGUCGACGGCUGUCUGUUCAGUCUGCACAAACCGCAAAACAUCAGCCGUACCGUCGAGAAAGACCGCGAGAUGAUCCACUCAAAGUGGAAGACCAUGUCACGCAUGCGCGUCGACGGUGUCAACUUUGACCACAUCCAGAAUCAGUCGGAUCUGACGGGUCCUAUCUCGUGGAUCUUGUCGGGCAAGUUUGACGUUGUGGCCGAUAUCAAGUUCCCGCGGGAUCUGGACGACGAGGCUGAUAUCAACACGAUUAUAAUCGAGGUGCUGGACAAUCUGACGGCUGCGCUGUCGGGCGAGCCGAGUCGAGACCACGAUGACGACCCCAUUCCGGGACAGCAUCGGCUGAGCGGUCCAGCCAUCGAAGCGCCCGUGUCUGCGGUUGGCGCGACGGCAGAGAGGGUGCGCAAGGAGAAUGAAGAAGCGAGACGUCAAGGCCGACAGCCGCCCGCACGUGCCGAAAGGCGAGCUGCCGCCGAUCAACAGCAGCUGGGCAGCAAUGCCAACGAGCUGUCCGAGCAAGACGUCCGCAAGGGAGCAAAGCCAUCCAUUCCCCCACCGACAGUGGUGAUCGACAUGGAUGUGCGCUUCAAGGACAUCAAAGCCGCCGUUCCGCUUUUCACGAGCGACAUCAGCUACAGCACCAACGCGUUCGUCCGGCCCAUCGUCGCAUUUAUGAACGCCAACAAGACGCUCAUCCCGAUCCGCUGUCGAAUCGUAAUGGAUCUGAGCGAGUUCGACGGCUCGCUCGACCUUGCGCAGACAGGGCUGCUGCCCGUCGUGUCUGAGAAGAUCUACGAGGCGCUGGCGAAUCAUGUGGCCAGUCAGAAUGCAUCUAGCAAGCGGCUCAAGAACGUCAGUCUUUGGAGUCUGCAGGUGAGCGCCAACGCUGCGUUGAACUUAGUGACUCUGUUGCGCAAUACGAUGGCGCGGACGACGGGGACGAGUGCUGCCAUCGCGAGCAAAGGGGUUGCUUGA
Molecule: messenger RNA, 1458 nt
Organism: Sporisorium graminicola
Lineage: Eukaryota; Fungi; Basidiomycota; Ustilaginomycetes; Ustilaginales; Ustilaginaceae
Exons: 1
Coding region: 1-1458 (485 amino acids)
Biological process (GO): mitochondrion inheritance
Cellular component (GO): mitochondrial inner membrane
Source: RefSeq, a predicted model, not a curated record